Myxocyprinus asiaticus (Chinese sucker) is the source of this 6301-nucleotide messenger RNA. Its product is annotated as sodium- and chloride-dependent taurine transporter-like. Gene Ontology annotation, cellular component: plasma membrane. Lineage: Eukaryota; Metazoa; Chordata; Actinopteri; Cypriniformes; Catostomidae. The record is from RefSeq and is a predicted model, not a curated record. Gene Ontology annotation, molecular function: taurine:sodium symporter activity. Bases 253 to 2130 code for a protein of 625 amino acids. The transcript is spliced from 14 exons. Gene Ontology annotation, biological process: sodium ion transmembrane transport; neurotransmitter transport; taurine transmembrane transport.
CCCAUUCAUUUGAAUAGAAGUGGCCUGUGUCUUCUAAAUACUCUCUGAUGCGCGUUCGCCGAUCGACGUGAAGUGAGCGUGCGUGUCUCUUUAAGAAACACACUCCUGUUGCACAGAGAGCCUGGUGUUUUUCCACUCACCGUUAUUACAUGCUCUCCCCAUAUAAGACAGAAGUCGAGGGGGAGAGGGCGGAAAUAUUAGUUUCGUUGGCUUGCAGCUUCACCACAAGAAGACAAAAGAACAAGAGACAGUAUGGCACAGAAGGAAAAGUUGCAGUGUCUGAAAGAUUUCCAUAAGGACACUUUGAAGCCGUCUCCAGGUAAGAGUCCCGGCUCGCGCCCUGAAGAUGAGGCAGAGGGCAAGCCACCACAGCGGGAGAAAUGGGCCAGCAAGCUGGAUUUCGUGCUCUCUGUGGCCGGAGGUUUCGUCGGUUUAGGCAAUGUUUGGCGUUUCCCGUACCUCUGCUACAAGAAUGGCGGAGGUGCAUUUCUCAUCCCCUACUUCAUAUUUCUGUUUGGUGGAGGUUUGCCCGUUUUCUUUCUGGAGGUGGCACUCGGACAGUUCACCUCUGAGGGAGGAAUCACCUGCUGGGUGAAACUCUGCCCCAUUUUCACUGGAAUCGGCUAUGCUUCAAUCGUGAUCGUGUCGCUGCUCAACAUCUACUACAUUGUAAUCCUGGCGUGGGGUCUGUACUACCUACUGCAGUGUUUUCAGAACGAGCUGCCUUGGGCUCGCUGUAGACACAGCUGGAACACAGCGAACUGCGUCGAGGACACCGUCCGCAAGAACAAAACCCUCUGGCUCUCCGCCAACGCCACCAACUUCACCUCGCCAGUCACUGAAUUCUGGGAGCGGAACGUCCUGAGCAUCUCUUCAGGGAUCGAUGAGGUUGGCGGGCUGAAGUGGGAUCUGGCGCUCUGCCUGCUGGCUGUUUGGAUCAUCUGCUUCUUCUGCAUCUGGAAAGGAGUCAAAUCCACUGGCAAGGUGGUCUAUUUCACAGCCACGUUUCCCUUCCUCAUGCUGAUUGUGUUGCUGGUUCGUGGUGUGACUCUGCCUGGUGCCGCUGAGGGCAUCAAGUUCUACCUUUACCCUGACCUGACCCGUCUGCAUGAUCCGGAGGUGUGGAUUGAUGCAGGCACUCAGAUCUUUUUCUCUUAUGCUAUUUGUCUUGGUGCAAUGACAUCACUGGGAAGCUACAACAAAUACAAGUAUAACUGCUACAGGGACUGCAUGCUGCUUGGAUGCCUGAACAGCGGUACCAGUUUCGUGUCAGGCUUUGCCAUUUUCUCCGUGUUAGGGUUCAUGGCACAAGAGCAGGGCGUGGCCAUUGCUGAUGUGGCAGAGUCAGGUCCUGGACUGGCCUUUAUCGCAUACCCAAAGGCCGUUACAAUGAUGCCACUGCCAACGGUCUGGGCCAUACUUUUCUUCAUAAUGCUUCUGCUGCUGGGCCUAGACAGUCAGUUUGUAGAAGUGGAGGGUCAGAUCACCUCUCUGGUGGAUUUGUACCCAUCCCUCCUAAGGAAGGGAUAUCGGAGAGAAAUCUUCAUCGCUGUGAUCUGCGUCAUCAGUUAUCUGCUGGGACUCACCAUGGUCACUAAAGGUGGCAUGUACGUGUUCCAGCUGUUUGACUUUUACGCCGCCAGUGGUGUGUGUCUUCUCUGGGUUGCAUUCUUUGAAUGUGUUGCAGUAGCCUGGGUUUACGGGGCUGAUAAUUUCUAUGAUGCAAUAGAGGACAUGAUCGGCUACAGACCCAGUGGUUGGAUGAAAUGGAGCUGGAUGCUGAUCACACCGGUCCUUUGUGUGGGUUGUUUUGUCUUUUCGUUGGUGAAAUACAAGCCGCUCACCUAUAACAAAUUUUAUGAGUAUCCUGAUUGGUCGAUUGGAUUGGGUUGGGCUCUUGCACUUGCUUCAAUGAUUUGUAUCCCGAUGAUGGUUGUCAUCAGAAUCAUCCAAUCAGAUGGCUCCUUAAUAGAGCGAAUCAAAGCCGUGGCGGCACCUAUUAAAGGAGGCGCGAGCUCUCGUCCAAAAGAGAACAGUCUGAAGAACAGUGAGCUGCUGCACCCUCUGGACCCCAACGGCAUCCACGCCUUCACGAAACACACCCACACUAUCGUAGAAACUACUAUGUGAGACUCUCUAAGAGAGAUUCCCAUAUUCUCCUCCUCUCUCCUCUCCUAUCGGAGACCCCAUUUUCCCUCUCCCUUCCCCUGAAUUCCUCCCUCUUUCUGUAUGAUUCUAGAACGUUAUCAAGAAAAGAUCUUAUAUCAAUAUAUCUUUUUUGCCAGUUAGGAUUUUUAUUGUUAUUGUAAUCACUGAUAUUGUUAUGACUUGAUGUGAACUUUUCAAUCAGGGGCAGUUCUUUUAUUCUUUUGUGCACUGAUCCGUGUCACGGCGUGUCCUAACCAGGCAUGACAAUGUAAACUACAAACUAUAAAGAAUUUCUUCCAUAUUAUGUUUUUGUUUUUAUUGCGCGAGAAAACAUUUUGUUGUUCGGUUGCUGGGUAGUCCUGUCCACAGUAAAAUCUCAUUUGUCCUAAAAUUCUUCUCCACAUAGCUGCAUAUAGAGUACAACAGUCAGGUUCCGUAGGUUAAAAAUACCAUUCAUUGUCUCCAUAGGUGAAUUGAUUUUUUAUCGAGAACCUAUAAACCUUUGAAGACAGACCUACCGUGAGCUCCGAGGUUGUUAUUUAAAUAUACAUUUCUAAAUAUACAAAUGUAUGUUUAAAUCAAUAUGCUUCUGUUGAAGCCAUCAGUGCGCAUUAUUUUUACAAAAUAAAAAAAAGAUGUUUAUAGCUAAAUUCCUUGAAUAACUCAUUAUCCUAAGGGAGAAAAAGCACCAAUCAGAGAAUUACGGCUGACAAAGUGUGCUAAAAGAGCCCACCAGUGACCGGCCACUCCCAUGGCGCACUGUGAAUGACCCAAUCGAAUCGCUCUCCCUACACUCUCAAAUUACUUAAAUAUUUGUAUACUGUAUAUCUGAAUAUUUUGCAGCAUACUUCAAAUAUAUUGAUUCUAACUUAAAAUCAAUACUUUUACAUUUUUCCAUUGCUUUUUAUUUGAUUAUGUCAUCGGGAUUGUGGGACCUUCUACCUUUGCCUUUUUUUCCGAUAUUCAAAUACUUUUCUGCUUCAAAUCAAAGUCGGUAAUUUUGUGAUUCACCUCGGAGCUGGUUGGGUUGGUUCAUGUCUUAGAACUCUUUUAUGAAGAAAUUUAUGAAAUCCCUAUGGACAAAAUGAAAUUAUUUUGCGAUAACAACCGGUUUUAGUUUUGCUUAUUACAUGGCUACUAACCAAAUAAAUGGACAUGAAAUAUUGAUUUGCAUUGAAAUUAUGUUAUUAUGUGAGAAGAAAAAUAUCGCUGAACAGCUGAAUUCCAGUCUGACUGCUCAUUAUCCAGCUUAUUACAAGACUACUUGCCAAAAAACAAAAAAGGAAAUGGACAUGAAACAUUAAUAUGAGUUGAAAUUAUUAUAUUAGCUUACUUGUAGAGAUCACAGAGUGAAAGAUGACUCGCAAAGUCUGAUGUGACUUAAUCCCCGGAUGUGCGGCUGUUACUCAGACAAAUCAGACCUCUAGAUGGCGCCAUUGACCAAUCAGAAUCGAGUAUUCUAGAGAGCCGUGUAAUAACGUGAAAUAACCUCUGAUUGGCUGUGAUUUUACACAUUUUGAUUUUAGUGAGAUCUCUUUACGCUGGAGACAUUCCACGUCAUGUCUGGUUAGGAUACGGUCAGCAUCUUUUGAGCAAGAGUUCUUUUUAAGAGUUUAAGAGCUUAAUUUGUUGAAAAAUACAUACAGCAGCAGCAAACUAGAUGUGUGACAUUAUGAUGUCUGUCAGUGUUUGUGGCAGUAACCUUUGUACAAUGAGAUUCUUAAUGUUCUUUGUAUUGAAGAAAAAUGAAUGUACCUCCGCUCUGAGCGGACGCUGUGCACAGCUUACAAAUACAUACACGUAUACAGUGGGGUCCAAAAGUCUGAGACCACUAAUGAAAAUGCUUCCAUUUAGCAUUUUUCUAAUUCAUAACACUUUAUUACAAAUUCUAUUAUCAGUAUAACAAUUUUAGUUAAAAGAUACAGUAUAUAGAAAAUCAUUACAAAUUUCUUCCCAAGUCCCCCUUUUGCUGGAAUGACAACAUGCAAUCUGUGUGGCAAGAACUCCACGAUUUUGUGCAAAACCUGAUGAUCAUGUUAUCCAGUAUGAUUUGAGAAUGUUUCAAAGAGCAUCUUGUGUGCUUCAAUGGAAGCAAGGAAUCUGACCUUUUGUACAAAGGAUUUAACAUGGUCAGUGUGAAGAAUGUGCUUAUAUUUGAUUAGAAACCUUAUUUCAUAACAUUUCUUUGUAUAAAAAUGUACAAAAUCCUAAUACUUUUAGUUUAUUUCCAGGAUUAAAUGGGAUUUUAAAUGUCAGAUGUGGUCUCAGACUUUUGGACCCCACUGGACAUACAUACACUGCCGUUCAAAAGUUUGGGGUCACUUGACUGAAAUGUUUCCCAUGAUCUUAAAAAUCUUUUGAUCUGAAGGCAUAUGCUUAAAUGUUUGAAAUUAGUUUUGCAGACGAAAAUAUAAUUGUGCCACCGUAUUAAUGUAUUUCAUUAUAAAACUAAAAGUUAUAUAAAAAAAAAAAAAGUUUUUGAAAUUGAUGACUUGGACCAAAUAAUAAAGAAAAGCAGCCAAUAAGUGCCCAACAUAGAUGGGAACUCCUUCAAUACUGUUUAAAAGCAUCCCAGGGUGAUACCUCAAGAAGUUGGUUGAGAAAAUGUCAAGAGUACAUGUCUGCAAAUUCUAGGCAAAGGGUGACUACUUUGAAGAUGCUAAGAUAUAACACAGUUUUGAUUUAUUUUGGAUUUUGUUUAGUCACAACAUAAUUCCCAUAGUUCCAUUUAUGUUGUUCCAUAGUUUUGAUGACUUUACUAUUAUUCUUAAAUGUGAAAAAUAAUAAUAAUAAAGAAUGAGUAAGUGACCUUAAACUUUUGACCAGUAGUGUAAAAGCAUAAGCAAACCUUUUAUAAACUUUAUUUGUUGUUUUCAGUCUCUCCUUGAACUGUAGUGAUCGCAGCCUUUACACACACACACACACACACACACACACAUAUACGCAGAGCCAUUUGGUUUAACUUUAAUACUGUAGGCAGCUGUGUACACAUUUAAUAUAAGUAUAAUUUGAUGCUGUAUAAUAAGCAUCAUGUACUGUUACAGAUAUCUGAGAUCUGCUGAUUGCAACCACAACGCAGGGCCGUUUGGCAGCACUUUACUAAUAGCUAGAUAUGUUUAUCACAUGAGCCAGCCUAGCUAAACCACUCAACGCUGUAUCAAUCAUCAGAUUUCAGAAUAAAUGCAGGAAAUCUGGGCUUUAAAUAUUGCACAGAGACACUGCCAUCUCUGCAAGCCCUGUCUGGCCCGAGGCUCGUGGAAUUGUCUCUUGAACCGAGCCUUAAAACCUCGAAAUAUUCAAGCUAAUCACCAACAGCAAAUAACUGCCCUUCGUAAUACCUCUGUGUCCGUAAGUACCAGCCCUAAGGUUGACCCUUUUAAUCCUCUGACCUCAGUGUCUUUGUAUACGUCAACUGACCUGACCUAUGACCCCUUCUAGAUUUAACUAACCCCUCUGUUUUGUUUCCACCAAAACACCCUCUUCCCUCCAAGCUUCCUGUUCAGGGAUAUUUCACCCAAAAAUGGAAAUUCUGUUUGAUGAUGAGUUAAGUUCAUUUACUCACCAUCAUGAUGUUGUUCUGUGCAACACAAAUUGAACAGUAUGUUAGCCUCAGUCACCAUUCAGUUUCAUUGCAUCUUGGUUUCAUACAAUGAAAGUAAAUGGUGACUGAGGCUUUCCUACACUUAAAUGAUGACAGACUUCUAAUUUCUGAGCAAACUAUCCCAUUAAGCAAGUGUUUGAUCAUUUGUAAUAUUUUCAUUUAUCUAAAACUGGCCUUUUUGUAUUUCAACCAUUUUAUACUGUACCUGAUGUGAUUGGUCAUUUGUCUAUUUUUUCUGAAUGUAUUCAGAAAUGUAUAUUUAAAUGUUGAUUAGUGUGAGCCUAAAUGCAACUUGCAGUGUGCAAUAUUUGUAAACAAGUGGCUUUGUCCAUUUUUUAUUAUAAUUUCUGCUGGAAAAUAUUUUAAUAAGGUUAAAACCAGACAUUCAAGAAACAAUUUUUCAUUCACAAAUGGGUUAUUCUUUGCUGUACGAUAAGAUAACUUGAAUAAAACAAAUGAAAUCUGGUAAAAACCAAAGUAGUUUUGUGAUGAACACCAUUCAAGAUGCAUAUUGCAACUUUAGAUACGAAAUAAAAAAUGUAGAAUCUUGGA